Messenger RNA from Agrilus planipennis (emerald ash borer), 1762 nucleotides. It is a transcript of the gene daw, whose product is annotated as inhibin beta A chain. The transcript is spliced from 4 exons. The coding region runs from base 439 to 1650 and encodes 403 amino acids. Lineage: Eukaryota; Metazoa; Arthropoda; Insecta; Coleoptera; Buprestidae. Gene Ontology annotation, biological process: BMP signaling pathway; SMAD protein signal transduction. Gene Ontology annotation, molecular function: cytokine activity; growth factor activity. The record is from RefSeq and is a predicted model, not a curated record. Gene Ontology annotation, cellular component: extracellular region.
UUACUGACAACACGUUACAAUUUUACUGUAAAAACGUUACGCAUUAUUUCGAAAAAAGUAGAAGUGAAUACAAAAAUCCUGAAAAGAAUUAUGAAAACGGAAGGAGUACCCUAAAGAUUUUCUUUCAGAAUUUUGUGGAAUUAAUUUUGUUUAGUGUCAGAGAACAGUGUGGUGCACCUACGAGGCAUGAGAUGCAUUCAGUCUACAAUAUAUUGUAGAAACGGAAGUUAGAAAGUCAAAACGCUGAUAGGGUUUUGAUUUUUCUUGUCCACGGUGCACAUUUCAUAUAGAAACUAUAACAAGCAUACCAGGACACAGGUUCAAGGUUCAAAUUUGUAUCAUUCAUCAAAGCAGUGUUCAGAGUGGGGAAUUAAAAUACGACCGUAUUAAGAGUGAACAUCACGACUUCAGAAGAGUUUUGUUUCUAACAAAUUCACAAUGGGUAAACAGGAAAUAGAAAUGUUUCGGGUUGCAUUUCUAGUCGCGAUUCUGUGUAAUUUUGUGGGUGUCAGUGCAGGCUACAUUUCAAUUUUUGGACCUUGGUUUGAUUCUUCGCCGUCUACGUCUUCAACUCCUUCGCCAACCAGUGAACCCAAUGGGAUGGCCCGUAGUCGUCAACAUAAGUACACAAUUACGGAAGAGCAACUCACUGCCAUCAGGAUAGAGUACAUUAAAAACCAAAUAUUGAGGAAACUUCGACUCAAACAUAAACCUUCUGUCUCCAAAGCUUUCCUGCCGAAACUGGUUAUUGAAAGCAACUCUAUAUUGCCAAAAGUUCAGGAUGACUCCAGCAACUUGUAUUUCGACGAUUUCUACGGAAAAACUACUCAAGCUGUUGUUUUCCCGUACGAAGAUGAAGCAAAGUGUGUCAGAAAGGUUCAGUACCCAUCGGCAUGCCUCCCAUUUGUGUUACCAAAAGAUGUUCAUGCAUCAGAAGUAAGCACUGCAGAGCUAUGGGUUUACAAAAAGGCAGACAGUGAAGAUAUUCAUAACCAAACAUUCAUAGUAUCAGAAAUAGCCCAUUGGGAUGCCAAAAAGAGUUUUCAAAAAACUACACCGAUUUAUAUCAACCAAACCACCGUAACAGAGGGUUGGUUAACAAUAGACGUAACACAAAUAGUAAAAAAUUGGUUAGAUAAUAAAUCUAGUUUGACCCAUGCCAUAAAUGUAGCAUGCAAAACCUGUAGUAAGGACGUCGGAGAUUCUCCAAUUUCAUUCAAACUGAACGACAAACCUUUCGUCGUCAUCCAUACUCAUUCUCAGCAAAAAAGGACAGUCCACAGAAGGACAAAAAGGCAUGUUAAUUGUUAUCCUGGAGUAACGGAUUGCUGCAGGGAAAGUCUUUAUAUUUCUUUUGCUGAUAUAGGGUGGGACGAUUGGAUAAUCUCGCCUAGCGGAUAUAACGCUUAUUUCUGUAAAGGAUCGUGCAAUUCAGCAACCGCCAAGACGCUGAGUGCAAGCCAACAUAACUCAAUAUUACAGAAAGUUAUGUAUGAUCCUAACAGAAAUUCUGGGAAUAGAUUGGAACUAACGACAUGCUGUGCUGCUACCCAAUUUCAGCCUUUACAAUUAUUUUAUAUGGACAACAACAAAACAAUUACAUCAAAAAUAUUAUCGAACAUGAUAGUUGAGACUUGCGGCUGUAUGUGAGAGUCUUAGUGUGGUUUAAUCGUUCUUCGUCAGUAUUUUUAAAUUAAUUUAAAUUUAUUACCCACUACUCCAUGCGCAGGAUAUGGACCUUCUGGUGAAGUUAUUAGUGAAA